Messenger RNA from Rhea pennata, 1898 nucleotides. Its product is annotated as perilipin-3-like. The transcript has 8 exons. The record is from RefSeq and is a predicted model, not a curated record. Gene Ontology annotation, biological process: positive regulation of triglyceride storage; lipid storage. Bases 71 to 1360 code for a protein of 429 amino acids. Gene Ontology annotation, cellular component: lipid droplet; cytosol. Lineage: Eukaryota; Metazoa; Chordata; Aves; Rheiformes; Rheidae.
UCCGCGCUCCGCCGCUAUAAGGGAGCGGCCGGGGGGGACGGUCGGGAGCGCGGCGGCCCGGAGCCCCACCAUGGCCAGCAGCGACCCUGGCGCGGCGAGCCCCGAGGCCGAGGAGCAGCAGAGCAUUGGGACCCGGGUGGCCAACUUGCCCCUGGUGAGCUCUGCCUACGAUAUGGUGUCCACGGCCUACGCCUCCACUAAGGAGAGCCACCCCUACGUGAAGUCCGUGUGCGACGCCGCCGAGAAGGGCGUGAAGACCCUGACGGCGGCGGCCGUCAGCGGGGCGCAGCCCAUCCUCACCAAGCUGGAGCCGCAGAUUUCCACGGCCAACGAAUAUGCCUGCAAGGGGCUGGAUAAACUGGAGGAGAAGCUGCCCAUCCUGCAGCAGCCUACGGAAAAGCUCAUCUCAGACACCAAGCAGAUGGUGACAUCCACCGUGACAGGGGCCAAGGAUGUUCUCACCAGCACUAUGGCUGGGGCCAAGGAUGUGGUGACCAGCCGGGUGACGGGUGUGAUGGAUAUGACCAAAGGGGCUGUGCAGGGCAGCAUGGAGCUGACCAAGUCUGCAGUGACCAGUGGUGUCAACACGGUCAUGGGCUCAACUGUGGGCCAGAUGGUGGUGAGCGGGAUGGGCUCCAUGCUGGAGAAGUCAGAGGAGCUGGUGGAUCACUACCUGCCCAUGACUGAUGAGGAGCUGGCAAAGCUGGCUACAGCAGUGGAGGGCUUCGAGAUGGACCAGCAGAAGCAGCAGCAGAGCUACUUCGUGCGCCUGGGCUCACUCUCCUCCAAGCUGCGGCACCGUGCCCUCCAGCACUCACUGGGCAAACUGAGGAGCGCUCGCCAGAGCAGCCAGGACGUGCUGGCCCAGCUCCAGCGCACCCUGGACCUGGUGGAGCACCUCAAGCAGGGCAUGGACCAGAAGCUGCAGGGAGGCCAGGAGAAGCUGCAGCAGAUGUGGCUGGAGUGGAGCAAGAAGCAGCCGGGAGGUGGCAAGGACCUGGUGCAACCAGAGGCGGUGGAGUCGGGCACCCUGGCCAUGCUGCACGGCCUGACGCAGCAGCUCCAGAGCACGUGCCAACCUCUGGUGUCCAGCCUGCAGGGCCUCCCAGCCGGCAUCCAGGACAAGGCAAGCCAGGUCCGGCAAAACGUCGAGGAGCUCCGGGCUGCCCUUGCCAACGUCUCCUCCUUCCAGGAUGUGACGGGCAGUGUGCUGGCCCAGGCCCGGAGCCGCACGGCCAGGGCCCGCGAGCUCAUGGAUGAGCUGGUGGAGCACGUAGCCCACAACACUCCUCUGUCCUGGCUCGUGGGACCCUUCGCCCCCUCAGGCCAGUGCCUGGUGGAGAUGGAGAUGUCCAAGUAGCGGCUGCUGCCUCUGGGCCAGGAUUAUAUCUACCCUGACCCAGGCCUAGAUGAGAGCACCUCAACUAACACUCCAGCCUAGCCCAGAUAACCACCUUAGCUCUGUAAUCCUCAUGUCUGCCUGCCCUGGGGGUGCCUGUACUGGCUGCAGGAGCCUCCCCAAGUCAGGAGGACUCUCUGGUCUGUCCCAAGUGCUGCUUGGUCCUCCGUACCCUGUCCCAGCUUGCAGCAGGGACGUGCUAGCAAAGUGCCUUGGUGUCUUCAAGUGCCUACAGGGUCCUGGGGUGGCUCUUUCCCUAGUGCCCCUCCAUUACCCCUGAGCUGCCCCUGUCAGGUCCAGCAUCCAUCUCGCCCUUGGUGCCUUCAAGCCCUCAGUGUGCCCCCUGCACGGGGUGAGUGGGUGGGUUUGGCCCUGGGUGCCCAGAGCAGUUGCAGGACCCAGUGCUCCCUGCUGGGGCUGUGGUCUGAGUUCAGCCUUGGGCCCCCCCCCCCCGGGCCUGCGCGCGAAGCAAUAAAGCCUGGUUGGUUUUUGCACUGGA